Messenger RNA from Saprolegnia parasitica CBS 223.65, 633 nucleotides. Its product is annotated as mps one binder kinase activator-like 1 B. Gene Ontology annotation, molecular function: protein kinase activator activity. Lineage: Eukaryota; Oomycota; Saprolegniomycetes; Saprolegniales; Saprolegniaceae. Bases 1 to 633 code for a protein of 210 amino acids. Gene Ontology annotation, biological process: positive regulation of protein phosphorylation; signal transduction. The record is from RefSeq and is a predicted model, not a curated record. Gene Ontology annotation, cellular component: cytoplasm; nucleus. The transcript has 5 exons.
AUGAACAUCUUCCAGCGCCACAAGACGUUCCGGCCCAAGAAGAGCCACAGCAAGGGCACGAAGCGCUACGAUCUGCACAAGCAUGCCAAGGCGACGCUCGGCGGCGGCGACAUGCGCUCGGCCGUUCGGCUGCCCGAGCACGAAGACCUCAACGAGUGGCUCGCCGUCAACACGGUGGACUUUUUCAACGAGAUCAGCAUCGUCUAUGGCACGAUCCUCGAGUUCUGCAGCAAGGCGUCGUGCCCGAUCAUGAGCGCCGGGCCCAAGUUUGAGUACCUCUGGAAGGACACGAAGAACUACAAGACGCCGGCCAAACUGCCCGCGCCCGAGUACAUUGACAUGCUCAUGAGCUGGGUCGAGGACCAGCUUGGCGAUCCAACCGUCUUUCCCGCGACCGAAGGCGCUCCGUACCCGCGCAACUUUCAGGCUGCGAUCAAAAACAUCUUUCGCCGGCUCUUCCGCGUCUACGCCCAUGUCUACUACUCGCACUUUGACAAGAUCGUGUCGCUCGGCGCCGAAGCGCACUUGAACUCGUGCUUCAAGCACUUUAUCCUCUUUGUCAUCGAGUUCGACCUCGUCGACGCCCGCGAGCAAGAGCCCCUUAAGGACCUCAUCGCCAACUUGGUGCGCUAA